This is a messenger RNA of Sclerotinia trifoliorum, 979 nucleotides long. The record is from the annotation of a GenBank genome assembly. NCBI's taxonomy places the organism in Eukaryota, Fungi, Ascomycota, Leotiomycetes, Helotiales, Sclerotiniaceae.
AAAGUUUGUUUACUUUGAAGCUUAACACCCACAUCCAAACUUUUGCUUCAUCAUCACAUUUACAACCCUACCUCAAAUAAAUCCACAUUCGACACUCAGAAUAUACACAGAAUGCUCCUCGAUGAAGAUCCCGCGACUCUUAUCCGUCAUACAAUUGGAAAUUUUAACAUUGUCCCCGACAAAUCCGCUGUUGCUCGCAUCAAUGAAUCUCUAUCAACAUUACAACAAGCUCGAGAUCUCCGAAUAAGAGAAGCGGAGAGCGCAUUGAAAAGUGAGCGACUGAUUUCUGGCAUCAAAAAGUGAACUCCUAUACUAAUACCACCCAGAACUAUCGAGGAAUCUAAAUACUCUAAAUAAUAAUCAUCUUGAAACCGUUUCCGCCCACUCCCCCACAGCACACGCCUCCGAAAUAGCAACUCUCGAUACACAAAAGUUCCGCAUCGCAAAAGCAGCGAGUGACUUGGAGAUCGAAUCUGAACGUCUCUCUUCACAACUUGCGGAUCUUCAGGCUCGAUUGCAAGAACUCGAACAGCAGGGAAUGGAAGGAGGGGAGAAUGUUAAGAGAGGCCAGGUGGAUGACGAAAUUAGUCUCAAACUAAAAGUCUAUAGAGGGUUAGGGAUUGAUAUUGAGAGGGAUAGAGAGAGUGGGGAAUAUUCUAAGGCUAUUAUUCGAAAUGGGAAGAAGGGAGAUGUGCAUGUGGUGAACAUGGACAACAAGUUCUCGAAGUUUUUCUACGCGAAUUACUUUUGGCAGACUUUGUAGAGAUCACUUGGAGGUCUGAUGGAUCAUUCGGGAAGGAGUUGGGCUGGCGUUUUGGUGCUAGGGUUCUUGGCUAAUGUAUUGACUUGCAGACGAGGUUUUGUUGAUACCACGGUUGGCGGACGUAGAGUGCUGCAUGAAAUUUAUGAACAAUAGUUCCAAUGUAUAAACAUCAUCACAUAUAUGUGGCCCGGAAGCCGAGCGCCUUCUUAUUUCAUA